Molecule: messenger RNA, 2592 nt
Organism: Tachysurus fulvidraco (yellow catfish)
Lineage: Eukaryota; Metazoa; Chordata; Actinopteri; Siluriformes; Bagridae
Product: sodium/potassium/calcium exchanger 4-like
Exons: 9
Coding region: 971-1798 (275 amino acids)
Biological process (GO): intracellular calcium ion homeostasis; calcium ion transmembrane transport
Cellular component (GO): membrane
Molecular function (GO): calcium, potassium:sodium antiporter activity; calcium channel activity
Source: RefSeq, a predicted model, not a curated record
CUGUCCUGUCCCCCCCUUGUCAUAUUGUAUGUAUUGUAUGUUGGACAGGUUGAUGGCUAAUUUCAUGGUACUUGUGACCAGUGACAAUAAAGGCUACUACUACUACUAAUUUCUUAGUAUUUGUAUAAUCAGUACAAUAUAGCAGCUUCUCCCUAACUCAGGCUCAUAGCCAUGCUAGCACAGAUUAGCAUCAACUAAUUAAUCAGCUCCUUGAAUUGCUAUGUAACAACGUGAUGGUAAGUACAGACCCUUAAAGAUUUGAUCCAGUGCUUCCUUAAACAGAACUUGAGUAUUUCACCAGUAGGGGGCACUGAAGAGCUUUUUCAGAACUAUUACCCGCAUAGAAAAAAGUUAAAAUUAGUCAUUUUAAGUCAGAAUAACUUUCAAAAUAACUUUUAAAGAAUUUGGUUCUUUAGACAGUCUAGACUAGACAGCCUUCCUGCCAAUUUGGACUGAAUUGUGUCCCAGAGUAAAGUUUGGAGAGAAAGGAAUUGAAGAGGAGGUGAAUCUCUUUCCCAUUCAGUUGUCUAGGCUUGUUCCAUUCUGGUCUGCUUUGUUUUUAUCCAUUUUUUUUUUAUUUAUGCAUCUAUAUACACAUGUUUUUGUUCAUGAUCAUGUGAAUUAAUUGGUCUGUGUGUGUGUGUGUGUGUGUGUGUGUGUGUGUGUGUGUGUGUGUGUGUGUGUGUGUGUGUGUGGUGUCAGGUGCUGCUGUUGAAGAGGUGGGCUGUGAUUCGGGACUCAGUCACAUACAUGCUGUCUGUUGUGGCACUGAUUGGUAUUACCCAUGAUGGGAAGAUCGUAUGGUGGGAAAGUUUGCUGUUGGUGGUCAUGUAUGUGGGAUACAUUUUGAUCACGAUAUUUAACUCCCACAUACAGACUUUUUUCGGGAUCGAACCAUCAAGUGGACACGAGCGAGAGAACGACAAUGACAUUCAGCUGAGGGGGGUGGAGGAAGAGAGCAACACUGGGGAUGCGGACUUGUCCACGGACGAUCCGGGUGAGGGGACAAUCAAGGACCAGUGUUGCUCUCUUCCUCGACAUUCAGCUGAGGGGGGUGGAGGAAGAGAGCAACACUGGGGAUGCGGACUUGUCCACGGACGAUCCGGGUGAGGGGACAAUCAAGGACCAGUCAAAGGAGUCCACGGACAAUCUGGGCAAGGGGACAAUCAAGGACGAUGCAAAGGAGUCCACGGACAAUGGAGAGCUGACCUCACCGUUCUCUAUACCAAAGGGCUGUAUGAAGAAGGCCAAAUGGCUGGUCUCAUGGCCUCUGCUGCUUCUGCUUUUCUUCACCAUCCCAAACUGCUCCAGAACUCGCUGGGAGAAGUAUUUAAUAGUGGUGUUCCUCCUCAUUUCGACGGUUUGGAUUGCGGUCUUCUCCUACCUUAUGGUGUGGAUGGUGACCAUCAUCAGGUACACGUUUGGCAUUCCCGAUGUUAUUAUGGACAUCACGGUCCUGGCAAUCGGCACUAGCAUCCCAGAUUUCUUCACCAGCCUGACUGCUGCUCGCCAAGAUCUGGGUGACAUGGCUGUGGCUAACAGCAUCGGCAGUAAUGUGUUUGACAUCCUGGUGGGACUUGGAUUGCCGUGGGCUCUGAAGACGAUAGCCAACGGCUCAGUGGUGAUGAACACUCAAGGGUUUGUGUACUCUGCCUUGCUGCUGCUUGGCUCCGUUGCUCUCACUGUGGGUGAUUCUACACACACACACACACACACACACACACACACACACACACACACACACACACACAGAUACACACUUGAUUUUACUGACACAGUAGAAAAGCUGCUCUACUGAAGCUUGACUUUAUCUUAAACAUGUAAACAGCAAACUUUAUUAGCUCUCAUAAGACACUGCUGCAGUUGUCAAGUGCAACCAAUGUCCUGGUGUAUGGACAGUACACUUAUAAAUGACUCUUCAAACUGGUGUAUAGCUGCUUUUAUAGUAAACCCCAGGGAAUAUGGCUUGUAGUGCAAGCAUGAGUCUUAUAUUAUACUUAUAUUAACUUAUUUAUGUAUUCAAACUUUCCUGAAUGCUUAAGCAAACAGAUCAGAGAUAGAUUUGAUAACUUUAUGGGUGUGGCCUAAUAUUCUAAUCACCAUGCUUGAUUGACUGGUUAUAACUGAUGAGGUUAAAGUUUGGACUGCUAAAAUGUGCUUGUACUUGAAUGACAAUUUGCACAGACUUAUAAUAACUGGAUAAAAGUUGAAGCUUUUUAUUAGCAUUUUGUUAAGGAGCAAUGCAGCCCUGUUUAGCCAAACCAAACCCUGUUUCAUGUCUUGUUAUGGAAUAAUUCUCUCUGAUUCUGUGCGUUUCAACAAACUACUUUGUACCUUUGAAUAAAUGCUGAACAUUAGAAGGAAUUUGAGGAUAAACUGAUGUGUUGCGUUGGCGUGUAAGUGUACGUAACAGAGCUCUUCUUUUUUAAUUGUAGUGAAAUGCUGUAAAAUUUAGUGCAAUGACGCGUAUGAAGCUAAUUAAAGCUGUUCAUUUAAACAUAACACUGUAUGUAUGAACAGUAUGUCUUCUUCUUCUUCUUCUUAUAUCUAAUAGCUCUGAAUUAUUAAUCGAGUUUAUUCCUGAUUGUAGUU